Molecule: messenger RNA, 2914 nt
Organism: Jaculus jaculus (lesser Egyptian jerboa)
Lineage: Eukaryota; Metazoa; Chordata; Mammalia; Rodentia; Dipodidae
Product: matrin-3-like
Biological process (GO): viral process
Cellular component (GO): nucleus
Molecular function (GO): RNA binding; zinc ion binding
Source: RefSeq, a predicted model, not a curated record
AUGAAGCUGCUGGGGGAGAGCGCAGCAUCAGAGUCCCUGCAAGGAUAUCUUGAAAGGUCACUGUGUGGAGCUGAGAAGGUGACACUGAAGUUGCAGUGGAGAACCCAGGAUGUGGAGGUGGCAGGAACCAUGGAACUUUUGCAGGUUCUCUUUACAACUGAGGAAAGAGAACAAAUUCUAGCUGCUGCUCACAAGCUAGUUCCUGGACUUAACAGCCAACCCACAGACAUGCAGGCCGUCAUAGACACGGUUUUCCCCCUGACCCACCUUCACUGUGACCCCAACAACCUUGAAGUCAAGAGAUAUAGUUCUACAAGGUCCAAGUCAUUCCAGUAGUCAUCUCUUGGUAGUGACUCACAUGGUCAUGGGCAUGACCUGUCCACAGCAGGAAUAGGCCUUCUUGCUGCUGCUACCCAGUCUUUAAGUAUGCCAACAUCUCUUGGAAGGAUGAACCAGAGUACUGCAUGUCUUGCUAGUUUAAUGUAUCUUGGAAUGUGUUCUUCAUUGAAUCAACAAGAAGCUCAUAGGGCACUGUCUUUUGCUAGUACUUCUUCCCAUAACUUGCAGUCUAUAUUUAACAUUGGAAGUAGAGGUCCACUCCCUUUGUCUUCUCAACAUCAUGGAGAUACAGACCAGGCCAGUAACACUUUGGCCAGCUUUGGUCUGUCUACUAGAGAUUUAGAUGAACUGAGUUGUUAUCUAGGGGACAAGAUUACUCCUGAGAAUUUGCUCCAAAUCCUUCUACAGCUUAAAAGGAGGAGAACUGAAGAAGGCCCUAUAUUGAGUUAUGGUAGACAUGGCAGAUCUGCUACACAGGAGCCACCAUGCAGAGUACCUAAGAAUGAUUGGGAAGAAAAAAGGCACUUUAGAAGAGAUAGCUUUGAUGAUCGUGGUCUUAGUCUCAGCCCAGUGCUUGAUUAUGACCAUGGAAGUCGUUCUCAAGUAUCCGGUUAUUAUGACAGAUUGGAUUAUGAAGAUGACAGAUUAAGAGAUGGAGAAAGGUGUAGGGAUGAUUCUUUUUUUGGUGAGACCUCACAUAACUAUCAUAAAUUUGACAGUGAGUAUGAGAGAAUGGGACAUGGUUCUGGCCCCUUACAAGAGAGAUCUCUCCUUGAGAAAAAGAGGGGCACUCCUCCAAGUAGCAAUAUUGAAGACUUCCAUGGACUCUUACUGAAAGAUUAUCCCCAUCUGUGCUACAUAUGUGAUUUUCCAGUUCAUUCUAAUAAGGAGUGGAGCCAACAUAUCAAUGGAGCAAGUUACAGCUGUCGAUGCCAUCUUCUUCUUGAAAUCUACCAAGAGUGGAAUCCUGACAAGGAUACAGGACAUACAAUGGGUGAUACAUUCAUGUUGCAGCAGUCUACAAAUCCAGCACCAGGAAUUCUGGGACCUCCACCUCCCUCAUUUCAUCUUGGAGGACCAGCAGUUGGACCAAGAGGAAAUAUAGGUGCUGGAAAUGGAAAACUGCAAGGACCAAGGCACAUACAGAAAGGCACAGUGGAAACUAGCGGAGUUGUUCACAUCAUGGAUUUUCAGUGAGGAAAAAACUUGAGGUACCAACUACUACAGUUAGUUCAACCAUUUGGAGUUAUUUCAAACCAUCUGAUUAUAAAUAAAAUAAAUGAGGCUUUUAUUGAAACGGCAACCACAGAAGAUGCUCAGGCUGCAGUGGACUAUUAUACAACCACACUAGCAUUAGUACUUGGCAAGCCAGUGAGGGUGCAUUUGUCCCAGAAGUACAAAAGAAUAAAGAAACCUGAAGGAAAGCUUGAUCAGAAGUUUGAUCAGAAGCAAGAGCUUGGACAUGGGAUACACCUCAGCAAUUUACCCCCUUCUGGCUAUUCUGACAGUUCUGUCCUCAAACUUGCUGAGCCUUAUGGGAAAGUAAAGAAUUAUAUAUUGAUGAGGAUGAAAAGUCAGGCCUUUGUUGAGAUGGAGACCAGAGAAGAUGCAAUGGCCAUGGUUAACCAUUGUCUGAAGAAAGCACUUUGGUUCCAGGGGAGAUGUGUUAAGGUUGAUUUGUCUGAGAAAUACAAAAAACUGGUACUGAAGAUUCCCAACAGAGGCAUUGACUUGCUGAGAAAAGAUAAAUCCCAUAAAAGAUCUUACUCUCCAGAUGGCAAAGAAUCUCCAAGUGACAAGAAAUCUAAAACUGAUGGAUGUCAGAAGACAGAAAGUACCGCUGAAGGUAAAGAACAAGAAGAAAAGUCAGGUGAAGAUGGUGAGAAAGAUACAAAGGAUUACCAGGCAGAACAAGAACCCAGUAUGCUUCUUGAGUCUGAAGACGAGGUGCUUGUUGAUGAAGAGGAAGCAGCAGCUCUGCUACAAAGUGGCAGUUCAGUGGGAGAUGAGACUGACCUUGCUAAUUUGGGCGAUGUGGCAUCUUGUGGGAAGAAAGAGCCUUCAAAUAAAGCUAUGAAAACAGUGUCCAGUGCUUCAGCAGCAGCCAAGAAAAACAAGGUGGACAAGAUGGAGGAAUUUGAUCAAGACAAUGAUGCAGUGUUGGAAAAUGGAAUUAAGAAUGAGGAAAAUUCAGGAACAGGUGCUGAAUCUGCUGAGAAUGCUUAUGAUCUGAACAAAGAUGCGAGUGAAAACACAGAUGGCCAAAGUGAUGACAAGGAGGACUAUACAAUCCCAGAGGAGUGUAGAAUUGGACCAUAUCAGCCCAAUGUUCCUGUUGGUAUAGACUAUGUGAUACCUAAAACAGGGUUUUACUGUAAACUGUGUUCACUCUUUUAUACAAAUGAAGAAGUUGCAAAGAAUACUCAUUGCAGCAGCCUUCCUCACUAUCAGAAAUUAAAGAAAUUUCUGAAUAAAUUGGCAGAAGAAUGCAGGCAGAAGAAGGAAACUUAAGAUGUGCAAGAAGCUUAUUUCAAAAACACAAUGGUUCUUUGUUCUUAAUGUUAACCUUUUUAAA